CGGCGGCGUGGGGUGUGCGGUGGGAGGCAGUGGCGGUGGAGGAGGAGAGGAGUGAGGAGCGGACGAUCAGGGUCUCGCCAAGAUGGACGUAACAGGAGCCACGGGAGGAGCGUAUGGAGCCGGCAUGGCAGGAGGAGUGUUUGACCCCGUCGGUCUCAUGAAGCAACCUCAGACCAUUAUGAGAGUCGUCAACUGGGUCUUCUCGGUGAUCGUGUUCGGCUGCAUCUCCAACGAGGGCUACGUGAGCACAAACUCGUCGCCCGACCUCUACUGCGUCUUCAACCGCAACGGCAAUGCGUGCCGCUUCGGCAUCGCCAUCGGCGCCAUUGCCUUCCUCGCCAGCUCCGCCCUGCUGCUGCUCGACCUUUACUUCCCGCAGAUCAGCAGCGUCAAGGACCGCCGCAAAGUCGUCAUCUUCGACAUGGCCUUCUCCGCCGCGUGGUCGUUCCUGUGGUUCGUCUGCUUCUGCUUCCUGACCAACCAGUGGCAGAAGACCUCGGCGGACGUCGCUCCCUCCUACUCUCACGACAGCGCUCGUGCCGCUAUCACCUUCUCCUUCUUCUCCAUCAUCUCCUGGGCCGCGAGCAUCUUCUUCGCCUUCAAGAGGUACAAGCUGGGCGUGGACUCCACGCUCUCCGAGGGCUACGUGGACCCGGCCUUGGCCGAGGGGCAGGGCGGCGGCGGUGGUGCCGCGUUUGGCAGCGAGGCCCCUCAACCCGGCAGCGGCGGAGACUUCUAUCAGCGCUCACCCUCCUUCCCAGACGGCCACGGCAUCGACCAGACCGCCGAUGGGUACCAGACCCAGUACUAACCACCCCACUCCCCUUCCUGGUACCACGAGUGAGACCAACCGUGCCGUGAUGAAAGCAAGGUGCGAACCCCCUAAGCAAAAGAGCUCUUAUCUUGUAGGUGCACGCACGUACGCACGCGCAGGCUGUGUGUUUUGGGACUGUCCCGGCAAUGGUUUGAAAACAAUCGUUCGUGAUUCCAAAGGUAUCGCACCUAGGAUACGGAGCAAGAGCAGACACACCUAGAAAAUAUUUCCAAUCUGAUCGGUUUGUUCAUUAAUUGACAUGUGCUUUAUUGCCGAAGUAGGAACUUUAAAUGAGGAUUUUAUCAUCACUUGGAGGAAAGACGGAUGUGGCCACUUUGGCACAACGGGCCAUCUUGAGGAAAUACCGUGUAUAACUUCACAUCACGUAAAGCGCACCAAGUAAUUUUCCUGAUGUGGAGCAUGACACAUAUAACGCGAGAUUAAGUUCAGCGAUUUAGAUUCUAAUGAUGUUCUAAGAAUGGCAAGGAAGAAAAAUUUGGCACACAAAAAAAGUUACAAUCCAAAGAUUUAAAAUGACAGAUGUUGAUCAGUUUCACUCACAGGGCAGGGCCAUCCGAAAGUUUAAGUCACCUCCUCCGGUGGGAGUAAGACACUAAAGCCAAUUUAAAAGUUGGCAACGCUUGCUACUAAUUACGCGUUGUAUUACACCGAAUGGAAAUAAUGGCUCAGUGGGUUUACCAGAGUGUCCAGGAAGACAUGAUCGUAUCUGCUUUCUCCUUGACAGACCUUUAAACUUGUGAAGGACAGUCCAGAACACACAGCCGAUGUACUUACAAGAUAAAAUGUAUUUGCCCGUUGUGGUGCAUCUUCCUUGAAACGAGAUAUCUAACCUGUUGAAUUAAAGUGGUUGUUUCACAUGGGCACAGAUCAGAUAUUUCACUUGCCCAGUGGUACCGCCAGCGUUGGCACAAUUUGGUUUACAUGGUCAAUGCAAGUGAAUUAUGUGACAACCAAUUUGGUUUACAUGGUCAAUGCAAGUGAAUUUUGUGACAACCUUUUCACGCUGAGUGGGUUAUCAAAAUUAGAUUUUAUUUUACGUAAAAAGAAAGUCCAAAACUAUCCUCCAAAGUAGCAUUGAAGGAACUAGAAAUUGGAGGCAGCCAAGAAAGAUUUGGGAUUGAGAAUGUGGCAGGCUGGAAGGGGUUUAAACCACAAGCAGCUGAUCUAGAGGUUGAGCACCUUUCAAGGCGCCAACACGGUGUCCCGAUUACAGUAAUGCCCCACUUUACGUCGGAGAUGCGUUCCUGAAAUGUGUGACGACGUAUAUCGAAACGACCUCAAUCAAAGCGAUUUACCGAGUAGGUGGAGGCGAAGGCUGAGGCGACGGAUACGAGAAAGUAUGGAUGAUGCUGUCAACGACGUAGGUGUGUGGAUUGAGGCGACGCAAAAUUGGGUAGCGGUGUUUAUAAAGUGAUGACGUAUUUGCGAACCCACGUAAAAGGGGGAGACGUAAAUCGGGGUAUUAUUGUACAUCAUCGUUAGGCCGGUCAUGAGAAACUGAUACAUUAAAAAAAUGCCACUCAAAUUGUGCCACCAAAAGUCGUACCAUUAUACGCUCUGGCCCAUAGAGUUGUGGGGCAGUUCACCACUCCAGCCCUGAGUCUCCAAGUAAUCAUCUUUCCGUGUAUUUUAUUAUAUUUCACUCUCAAACUCUGCGAAAUAAUUCAGUGUUGAGGGACAUUCCCUCAUUGUGGGACAGGCACUCCAGUUUCCCUCCAUAUGCUAAGCCACUAAUUUUUUUACUUUGUCACAAAAAAUUGCCGACUUGGCAACACUUUCCUAGGUUUAUAUUCUUGGUUCUUUCGUUAAAGUCACAUAGAAGGGAAGAACCAAGAAUAUGAAUCCCUGCAGUCACGAAAGCUUUAAAUCAAAAUUUCCUAGGUUUGUUAACUGUUAUUAUUCUAGACUCCAAGGAGCAGUAGGGUUGAUUGACAAGGCCCCCACGUUUAAGACCUUGCAUCUAGUUUUUUUUUAAUCAGUUGCUGAGUUAAUACCCCGAGCUGUAUAAAACCAAAGCAGCCAGCAACUAAGAGCACUGAUGAUCAACACAGGAGAUGACUGCAUACACGUUUCUCAAAUCGAGCAAGGUCAUAGGAACUUGAAAAAUUCAUCGAUGUUGAUGGGAGAGUUUCAAAUGUUAAGCAGUGCGUGGAACAACAAGAGUUAGAAUGUUAGAUACAUGUUGAGUACCCUAAUAGUGUCGUCAAACACCAUAUAAAACGAGCAAUCACAUGAUAUAUUAUUUGAAAAUGAUCGUUUUCAUAUUUUUUCUUAACAGGUUUAUGUUACUUGUUAAUUUGUGUAUCCCAACAUCGCUCAUCUCUUUAAGAUUUUUUGAAAUCUCAGCUUUGCUGUGCACCAGCGUGAGAUUCUUUUUUUUACGUAAAUGCCGUGUUAUUAAUUUUAAUCGUAAUUAUUUACACGCUUCUUUGUGUAGAUGUGUUUAAAUCACGGAAUGAUGGGCCUGGAGUUUGAGAACUGUUCUGGUGGUAUUGCGGGUACCGUACAAGGUGCAUCCACGUUGGCCAGAUAAUGAGUGAUGGCCUGUAAAUCAGGCUCGGAGCGGGUUUGUGUGAUCGUCAUUGUUGUUGGUGUUGUUUGUGGCCAUUGAUUUUAUUUUUUUUACAUUAAGUUAGUAUAUCAAUCAUUCACGUGUGGUAGGGUAAAAUAUGGGUAACGCCCACCUCUUCCAAGAUGUCUGAGCAGCAUGGAAGUGUCAGCCAAACAUAACCCUCUACCAGGCGCUCUGUGGAGCUCCCUCGAGCGAAGGCCCUUCCCGUCAGCAGUGGUGUGAGCGAGUCAUUGCAGGGCUGCGCCUUCGCCUGGAACAUUAAGACUUGAUUUUUCUGAGUGCAUUCGCUCGCCCGUCUGUUAUUAAAUUAGCAAGGGGACUACCUUCACGUGUACAAGCGAAGACGCGCAUUACCCUGCUCUGCAUAUACAGCGCUGUGUGCCACGGGCAUCACUUACUUACGGACCUGCCUAAGGUCGCGUAUGCCGUUCCCGGGUCCCUGAUGUAUGGAGGCGGCCGCCUCUGUUAUCUAUUGCCCAGAUAAACACACGGGGCCAUCUGUGCUCUAUUUCAAUGAGCGUGGUUAAUGGGAUACACACACGCGCGCGCGCACAGAGAGCAGCUGCUGACUGGCUGCACUUAAUAAAUUGAAUGUUCCGCGCGCUGUAACUAUACUGCGUCCAUGCCUGCAUAUGAUCGUCUCGUCGAGCAACCUAUUUCAUCGACAUAUAUCGUACAUAAACAGUCGUGGGGGUUUUUUCCAAAAAUGUAAAAGCUCGCGACGCUUAAAAUGGAAAUUUUAUCGCGAGACAGGCGGCCCUCUCCACUUAUUGAACGAAUUUGCGCCACACAUUUACGGGACACUUGUGCCCAUAUAUGGAUCCAUGUGUGGCCAGAAAAGUAUAUCGCCCGUCACAAUCCUUUUAGGAAUAUAUCGACUUUUCUUGGCAACACUUGAAAUGUUCUGAUGAGUGGUCGCUCGCUUCAUGAUGCAAUCCCAUUCGCACUUAACAGGGUCUUGUAUACUUACGAAGAUCCCCCAUAUACCCUUUAACACUGUUGGAGCGAGUGACAUUGGCGAGCAGAACCACGCCCAGCCGCCUUCGAUCUUCCCUGCUGCUGAUGGAAGCGUCAAUUAGAGAACAAGUUGAGGUCCCUUCAGUUAUCUCUUAUCCACACUCUGGGCACACACUUGCUAUGCCUUGCCAACAGUGCUCAUGACAACGCAAGUGCGUUUCUGUCAUAAUUAGAAUUUUGCUGAAAUAAGUGACAAGUCAAAUUUAAACACGAUGACUGCUCGUGCCCUGCUCUCGGAGGUGUUUGUCUGAUGCGAAAUCAAGAUUGAAUAUUCGCUAUUAAGUGAACACCACUUUAAUGUUCGUUUUUAUCGUAUAAUCAUUGGUGACCAGGAGAUCGUGUAAACUCACGACAAUUGAGAACCCCGUUUCUAAAUCACACGUGGCUGGAACUCUUCAUUUCGAACCCCAGUUCUAAGCGGUGCUGGCUCCAUGUCUGACAGUAUUAGCCCUCAUUCGGCUACCCGGUGACCUCGUGGCAGAUUUUGACACUUGCGCUAAUUUAUUCUCUAUUAAAAGGCCGUAUUGUUAUGACUUUGAAGCAGCAAAGACUGUACUGUACAGAGAAGUCCCUUUUAACUCGUACGCCUCUGUAGCCUCCUAUCAGUGGUUUUAUGCUUUUGAUUUCAGCAGUAUGUACUGUCAAGUUUACAGAGGUUAGUAUAUGCCUCUGCAUUAGAUGGCUUAUGGACAUAAAACUAGCAUGGAUAUAAUCAGCUUCAUUAUCACUACCAGAGAUCAAUCGUGCUUACAUUCAUCACCACUAUUACAAUGGCAUCAGUGGAACUGGUUGCAGUCAUUAUUGGCCAUCAUGCUUAAAUAAUCACCAUCGCUCUCAUCAUUAGAUUGACUACUAUCAUUAGCAUUUUUCAAAUGCAAUGCAUUUUUCAUGCCAAACAUUGUGCAGCUCAUAAUUGCAACUUUGAUACAAUACCGGGUGGUUCAUUAAAAGCCAGAAGUUUUCCUGGAAUGACAGAGUGUACAUGGAAAAAACUGUAUUUAAUUGCAGGGUUUUUUUUAAGUAUUGUAACUUCACGGUAAUGUUCCGGCUUGUCAGUCAGGCUCGUUGUGUCCGUUACGAAUCGUCUGCUGUAGCAAAGGGAGGGGAUUUCACUACAAAAGGUGACCCCCACCCACGUAAAUGGAUUUUUUUUUAAUACAAAGUAUAAAUAUAUGGAUGUCUACAACUGUAAUAAAGGAAUAAAUAAAACAUCACCAAUGCACAUGAAGCACAAAGGCAGGCCGCGUGCAAGUGCUGUACAACUCUUAUCCGUGUUGAUGUGCGGGAUAAACAUCACGGAGCCUAUUAUCUGCGAUAUCUGCGUUCUAUUUACUUUCUGCAGAAAGAAAAAAAGCGUAUUUCAAAUAAUACGAUGUAUUUGACAAUUAACUCGCUAUUAUCCACUGAACAUUUACAGAUAAGUGGCGCAUUUCCUUAGGGUGCAAGCAAGGAAUGGGGCCAGUGAAGCCCCGUGGACAACACACAAAUGAUUAGUGUGGAAAUGCCGUGCGACUCAAACCUAUCCAUGGAAAAUGCAGAUAUGAAUGAUCCCGUUUGACGACAAACCCCACGGACAAUUCAAACAAUAGGGGCACAAAUAACAAAAGCCUUGGGGACACAAUAGCUCCCACUGAUAACAGGAGUCAUGGGUAAUAGGGUGACGGAUAAGGGGAGUUCCUCUGUAAACACAGGCUCAAUGGAGUCGUGCUCGUGGGCUGCUGUGUAGAGUAGGCUGAUAUGUGUUUGUCGUUCACUGUGGACCGUGCUGUGUGGAGGUGUUAAAGGAGAAAAUAUAAUUUAGAACAAUCCAUUAAAAAGGCAAAAGAGAUGUAUUGGGAACAUGGUCCGAAAGUACAGCUUCAAAGGAAGGAAGUUUGGAAAGGAGGAUAUUGGUAAGGUCAAGGUAAGGUCAAGGAGACAAAAUGACGGAUGCCGCCCGACGACUUGAAGCAAGUGAUGAGGGGGUGUACAGUCGAAUGAAUAAAGCUUAAGAUCAAGCAGGAUUGGUCAAGCCAAAGACCUGUCAUUGGGCAGAUGAGUAAAGGAGGUAAUCACAAAACCCCUGACAAUCAUAGGACAUCUGUCUCUCACCCACACUCACAAAGACUCAAAUCGCCGUGUAAAAAAAAAAAAUUUCGACACCUGUAAAGUUUCCCUUAAUGCCCCCCCCCCCCCCACCACCUUUCCAUC
This is a messenger RNA of Petromyzon marinus (sea lamprey), 6614 nucleotides long. Its product is annotated as synaptogyrin-3-like. NCBI's taxonomy places the organism in Eukaryota, Metazoa, Chordata, Hyperoartia, Petromyzontiformes, Petromyzontidae. Gene Ontology annotation, cellular component: synaptic vesicle membrane; neuromuscular junction. The record is from RefSeq and is a predicted model, not a curated record.